AUGGCUCCCAUCAUCCGCUCCGCCAGCCCCGUCAUCCGCCGCCCGGACACCGGGUGCCGCGUGACUCUCGGCGCGGGCAUCAUGCCGCAGGCCAUCAGCCACAACGAGAAGAAGUGCAAGUGCAUCCCGGCCGAGACGCCGGAGCAGCUCUCGCGCGUGGUCGACAGCGCGCGCAACGCCAUGGAGAUGGACGGAGAAGCCGAGUACGGCGCUUGCCAUGUUGCUCCUGGGCGGCGAUGUCGUGUACAACUAGGGUGCUGCAGAGUGAAGGCUCAGGGGAGCGUAUUUGUGAGGAUGAGGAUCAAGGCGCCCGGCGGGACUGAGCGCUGA
Molecule: messenger RNA, 330 nt
Organism: Anthostomella pinea
Lineage: Eukaryota; Fungi; Ascomycota; Sordariomycetes; Xylariales; Xylariaceae
Source: the annotation of a GenBank genome assembly